Exaiptasia diaphana is the source of this 639-nucleotide messenger RNA. RefSeq lists its product as uncharacterized. The transcript has a single exon. The coding region runs from base 106 to 639 and encodes 177 amino acids. NCBI's taxonomy places the organism in Eukaryota, Metazoa, Cnidaria, Anthozoa, Actiniaria, Aiptasiidae. The record is from RefSeq and is a predicted model, not a curated record.
GUCGAGUCAAGACGCGCUGCCAUGCUCUCUCUUUACUUUUUUAUUUUUAUGAGUUGAAACUUCGUAAUCUAUCUUUAAAGAAGCCUCUACUUGUAUAUAAACAUCAUGUCCCGCAAAGGAAAGCGAAACUGGACUGAGGACAUGAAUAGAGCUGUUCUAGAAUGCAAGAGAAAAGCACAAGAAUCACUUCUGAAGGAUUGCCCGACUAAACAAAAUGGCAGGAAGAAAGGCUAUAUACAGAUUAUGAAGGAACUAUGGGACGAUAUGGGCUAUGGAUACCUUGGUUUUACCGGGCAAAAUUUGAGGGAUCAAGCAUCGAGGCUGGAAAAGAUUCAAGAUAGCAUUUUCUCUACACAAAACAGAGAGGAAAACAUCAACCAGCUUGAAAUUAAUGACGGCGAAUAUGCAACCACUCAUCCAAGACCAGCACUGUCUUUGCAUAAUAACAGCAUAUCGCAAUACCCAGAGGAUUCCCUGGUCAAUGAGGAAAUUAGUACAAGAAAAAUACAACCAAAUUUACCUUCCUGCGAAGUUUUUCCCUCCGCGUGUGGAGCUAAACAAUGGGGUAGCCUCAGCCACGAGCAGUUUUGCGCUACGAUCAACGAUAUUUACGAUGAAAUUCAGAAGAAAUAUAUUUAA